Molecule: messenger RNA, 288 nt
Organism: Meloidogyne enterolobii
Lineage: Eukaryota; Metazoa; Nematoda; Chromadorea; Rhabditida; Meloidogynidae
Source: the annotation of a GenBank genome assembly
GACAAAAUUAUUAUAAAAAAUACAUGGAUAAACUGGCUAGAUGGAGGUCCUUUCGAGGAAAAGUAUGAACACUUUAUGGCAAUUACUUCAAUCAAUUUAAAUCCAAAUAAUUCGAAUAAUCAAAUUUUUGAAGAGUUUAACAAUUUUGUGGAAACCAGAAUUAGAUUGGGACUUGUAUUUAAUAUUGAAAAUAUUUCUGAAAUUGAUUAUUGUCAUGCUAAGCCUGGAAGAGUUUGGAAUAAUGAAAAGUGCCCUUCAAUAAUUACUGAAAUUAUGAAUAAUGAGUAG